GAAUACCACACUUGCAAGUCAUCCUCCAGGUGCCUCAGCAGAUUGCAGAAAAUGCAAAGCAGAAUAAGAACGUUGGACCUGAGGUGAAAUUGCAAGACUCACAGACUCUGGAAGCUCCAGCCUCUUAUGCAGACUGCUCUUCUCUUUCUACAGGUGUGCCGGGAGAGCUGGUGAAUUCUGAAGUGCAGAAGCCUUUUGACGACACUUUGGUACUCUGUGAGGCAAGAAGAGAUGGGUUUCCCAAUGGAAAUGAGCAGUUUACUGAGGAAAGUAGUCCACCUGGAAUUCUAGAAUAUCUUACUACAGAGAAACAGAAAGAGCUGUCAGUUUUGCUUCUGGAACUGAAAGAAGCCCAGGAAGAAAUAACUUUUCUGAAAAUGCAGCUCAAGAGCCCAAAAAGCCAAAGUUCUACAAGUAACCAAACAGGAGAAACAGCUAACCAGCUGGAAGACAAUUCCCAGAUACAGUUUCUUGAGAGGGAAGAGCAAACAGCUUCAGAUACACAAAAUGAGUUGAGCAGUAGCGCUGUCCCCUGCAGAAGGGAGAUGGAGGCAAUGCAGAAAGUUGCUACAGCAGAUCCAGAACCUGGCACAUCUCAGUCUCAAGAACUGAUGAAGUUACAAAACCAAAUUACAGAACUGCAAGUAAUUCUGCAGAAAUCAGAAGAAUCCUAUAAGAAAGAUCUAGGAGGAAAAGAUGCAGAAAUAAAUAGGCUAAGCCAAUUGGCUGAGGAAUACAGAACAAAACUAGAAGAUUCUGACAGUGCAUUUUGUGUUUUGACUGAAGAACGAGAUGAGCUCCUGUGUCAGAUGAAGGAACUUUCUACUGUAACAGAACUGAAAGAGCAAGUGAAGCAACUCGAGGAAAAUCUAGCUCUUUCGGAAAAGCAGAGACUGUCAGACAAUCAGAACAGUCUGCUGAGAGAACAAAUCCAGAGCCUUAAAAAUGAAUUUAAAUCCAAGGAGAUAAAAAUUGAAGCUUUGCAAAAAGACUUGGAUGAAGCGCAACUUCAGCUUUCUGACCAGGACAUGCAGCUAAAAGAUCUGAGAAGCCAGAUUGAGAGGAAGGAAUGUGAAGUACUUGAUCUAGAAGAACUUCUGAGGAAGAAUGCAGCUGAGAUAGAAGAGCUUUCCCAAAACUUAACCUCAAAGGGACAUGAAGCAGCAAGUCUAGAACAGCUUGUUGCUGAACACACCAGGUCUAUAGAGAGCCUGCAACAAACCUUGCUGGAGAAGGACCAACAGAUUACUGAGAUCAGUGUCAGCAUGUCUGAGAAAAUGGAAUUUUCUCUAGGAAAUGAGCUGAGGAGUCUUAGGGAACAAACAAGUCUACUAUUAAAAGCCCAGGAAGAAAAAGACCAAAAUAUAGAAGCAAAAGAUACAUAUCUGGAAUGUGGCACAUCGGAGCAGCAGUAUGACACAGAGGCAGCAUGUAAAGAAAGUGAGAUAUUAAUAAGUAAACUUGAGCUUCUGAAAAAAGAAAACGAGCAAGUAAAGCGGAAACUGCAAGCAGCACUUGUUAACAGGAAGGAGCUUCUGAAGAAGGUUAGCAAAUUAGAGAAUGAAUUAGUACAAUUGAGAGGAGACCACAAAACAGAAACCUCAGGGGCUCAAGAAGCAGAAGGGGAAGAAAACGUGACAAGUGUGGUAAGCAGAGAAAUGAUUCCUGAAGGCCAGCCUAGCGAGGAGUAUCUAAUUCAGCUGCUUUCUGAAAAAGAAUUUGAGUUGCAAAGCAUCCGGAAGGACCUGCUGCAUAAAGAAACUAUUGAAGCACAAUUGCAGGUAGUGAUUGAGGAAUUGAGGCAAAGCUUGCAAGGUAAGACAAACAUUGUUUCAAUUAAAGAUGAAAACAUGGAAAGUCAGACAAUUGCUGAUGAAGUAACUGAAACCAAUAGAAGCCCAAAAGAUUAUGUAGAAAAUGAAAAAAAUAGUUCAACAGUUACAAAUCUUGAAGAAAACCAAAAGUCUGCUCUGAAAGAGAGGAUUUCAAGUCUUGAACAAGAAAAAGAACAACUUCAAAAAAAACUUCAGGAAGCGCUGGUAUCUCGCAAAGACACUAUAAAAAAAGCUCACGAAAAAGACAGACAUCACAGAGAGCAACUGAAACAGCAGAAAGAUGAUUACAACAUCCUACAAGAAAAAUUUGAUAACCAAAGCAAGGAGAUGGAGAGCAUCCAAGCUCAGCUUAGACAACUCCGAGAACAGAAAGGAUCAACAAAGAAUGUUCUUGGGAAUCAUGGUGGCUUGGAUUCUUCAUGCAUAGAAGCAGAAGGUGCUGGAAAUAACAAGCUUGUACAAGUUGCAGAAGUUUCUGGGGAAGUAUUUAAGAAGGAACUUGAAAAAUUGCAGAUGGAGAAAAAGGAAUUGGAGUAUAACAUUAGCCAUACGCAAAGUGAACUUGCUUGCAAAUCAGAAUUAGUUGUUCACUUGCAAGAGCACAUAGCACAAUUGUUUCUGGAGAUAGAAGAGCUGAAGAGAACCUCUGACCAAGCUGAAAGUAAGGCAACAAGUCUUCAGACAGAAUUGGAGGAGAGUCAGGCAAAAAUUUCUAGAGACAGCAGUCUGGAAGACCUGAAAAUGCUUACGCACCAAAAGGAUGAAGAAAUUGAAUUUCUUAACUUGCAGUUAAGGGAGAAAAGUGAAGCUCUAAAUAACGUGCAGGCACAGUUGCUGGAAAAAGAAGACUCAAUCAAGAGACUACAAAGUCACUUGGAAACUCAAGCUCACAUACAUGAGGAACAAAGCAGGCGACUGCAGACAGAGUUGCUUGAAAUUCAGGAGAAGCAAGAUGACAGUGCAGAAGCAGCUAAGCAGAAGAAUCAAAUGCAGAGAAAGUUGCAAGCUGCACUUAUCUCUAGAAAAGAAGCACUAAAGGAGAGUAAAUCUCUAAAAGAGGAGCUGGCUAAUGCUAAAAGCACUAUUGAAAAUCUUUCUUUCAGGUUGACAAAUACGGAAAGCCAAAUAUGUGGCCAUGUUAAAGAAACAGAUACUUUAACGGAAAAGUUAGCGGACCUCACUGAAGAGCGAGAAAAACUUAUUGCAGAAGUUGAUAAAGUACUUGCAGAAAAUCAGAAUCUGGAUGGAUACUGUAAAAACCUGACGUUUACUCUAGAUACAGUUGUUCUGGAGAAGGAGAAGCUGGAGAAGGAAAUAGAAUCCUUGAAAUGCCUUCAAGCUACUGAGAAUUCUGAGUGGCAUGAGAAAUACAGGGAGCUUCAGAAAGAAUAUGAAACUCUCCUGCAGUCAUAUGAGAAUGUGAGUAAUGAGGCUGAGCGGAUUCAGCGUGUUUUGGAAACUGUUAGGCAGGAAAAACAGGAAAUAUUCAUUAAGCUGAAAAGUGUUGAAGCGAAAAAAGAAGAAACAGAUAAGCAGUUGCAGGAAGCUGGACAGGAAAUUGAUGGAAUGAAGGAGAAAAUGAGGAAAUUUGCAAAAUCAAAGCAACAAAAGAUCCUGGAACUGGAGGAGGAGAAUGAAAAGCUUAGAGCAGAGAUGCAUUUUACAGACGAGGAGCAACACAGGACUGGAGAUACCUUUAAAAAUGCUAGUCUGAAAGAUUUGGAGAGCUCUAGGAAGGACUACCAGUCUCUUUCUACUCAACUUGCGACAGUAAUGGCUGAAAAGGAGUCUCUUGCUCAAGAGAUUACAGAAUUAAAGUACUAUUUGCAGUUAACGGAAUCUAAGCUGAAAGAAAGCAGAGAACUGGUAAACAAGGAUGUUCCUCAGAAGACAAGAGGGCAAGAAACAAAUCAGGCCAUUGCCACAUCACCACCAAUGGAGAGGACUGAAAAUCAGAUGGACAGAAGUUUUAGACCAGAUUCUCCUACUGCACAGCUGGAACAAAAAGCAUUUGAAGGUAGUAGUCCUUGUGAAGAUCUUGGUACCUACAUACAGCAGAUAGCUGAGCUCACAGAGCGAAUCACAGAACUAGAAGAUAAUAGGAAGGCUUCGGAGCAACAGCUGGGUGACAUCCGCAUGCAUGUUGAGACUUUAGCAGGUGAGAAAAGGGCUUUGGAGACCCAAAUGGAAGAGAAAGUCCAUGAAUUGAACGCUCUUCAGGGCACAGUAGCAAAGAUGGAACAAACAAUCCAAAAAACCAAAGACGACCUCGUCAGGAUGACAGAACUGAAGGAAAUCCUAGAGGCUGAGAAAGAUGAUUUGGAAGAAAGGCUUAUGAAUCAGCUGGCAGAACUUAAUGGCAUUAUUGGAAACUAUCAGCAAGAUGCAACAGACUUCCAGAUCAAAAAUGAGCAACUGAAACAGGAGCUUCAGAGUUUGCAGAAAAUAAUGCAUGAACUGGAGGAGGAGAAAUGUCAGAUGGCAAAGGAGAAAAGUGAAGCAAAUUCAGAAAAGCAAAAGGAAUUUGUAGAAAAGCUAAAAUGCAAUUGGAGGGGAGACAGCAGCACACAUGUAAAGGAGCUUCAGGAACUGCUGAAACAAAAACAGCAGGAGAUUAAGCAGCUGCAAAAGGACUGUAUUAAAAGCCAGGAGAAGAAUAGUAGUUUAGAAAGAACUGUUAAAGCUCUGGAAUUUCUGCAGAGUGAGUCUCAGAAAGAGGUAGAAGCAGCCAAAGAGUCUUUAGCUAAAGCUGUCGAAGACACCAAGAAAGCCCAAGCAGAACUUGCUCUCUGCAGAGUAAUAUUGGAUGACACCCAGAGUGAGGCAGCAAGGGUUCUAGCAGAGAGUGUCAAAGUGAAAGAAGAGUUGCAGGCAAACAAAGAGAGUAUCAGAAUUCAAAUGAAGAAAAAAGAUGAGGACUUUGAGAGAAGACUGGAACAGGAAAAAGACAAGCAUUCAAAGGAAAUUAAAAACAUGGAAGAAAAGCUGGCAACUUUGCAGAGGGAGAAAGGCUGUAUGGAAACAACUGUUGGUGACCUUCAAGACUCCUUGAAGACAAAGGAUCAAGAAGCCAAGCAAUUGGAAGGCAGCCUAACCAAAACACUAGCCCAGCUUGCAGCCUUCACCAGGAGCAUGUCUUCCCUUCAGGAUGACAGGGAUAGAGUGAUAGAUGAAUCAAAAACAUGGGAGAAGAAAUUCACUGAAACUAUUCAAAAGAAGGAGAAAGAAAUACGUUCAAAAGAGGAAACUUGUGUUGUGCUGAAGGACCAGAUGAAGCAAAUGACCAUGCAUGUGGAAGAACUUCAGAAUCGUAUAUACAGGCUGGAAUGCAACAAGAAAGACCAGGAGUCUGAAUCCAGGAAGGAGAUUCAGCACCAUCAAAAAACAUGUGAAAUGUUGCAAGAGGAAAAAAAGGACCUUUUGACUCAGCUUGAAGGCUCUCAGAAGCUGUAUAGCAAGUCUCAGAAUGAACAGCAGAAACUGGAGUCAGAAAUCAGCAACCUGAGAGGCCAACUUGCUGACUUACAGAAUUCCCUCACCAAAUGUGAACUGGUCAAAGAAGAGCUGGGGUGUAUGGUCAAGCAACAAGAGACCAGUAUCCAGAAUUUUAAAUUAAGCUGUCAACAGCUUGAGGCUGAUCUUCAAGCUUCCAAGGACCUAACAAAUAAACUGCAUGAAGAAACUAGCGCCAAGGAUCAAAAGAUCAUUAGUUUGCUGUCUGCCAAGGAAGAAGCAGUUAUGGCUGCUCUGGCUGAACUGCAGCAACAACAUACUGAAGAGAUGAAAGAGUUGGAGCAUAGACUAAGUAAAGAGGAAGAAGGAAAAAAAGCCUUGGAAAAUGAGAAGAACAAAUUUCUUGACAAACUUGAUAGUCUCACUGAAAAGAUGAAGAUAAGCAGAGAAGAAAGUAAGCAGCAGAAGGCACAACUGGACUCCUUCACCAAGUCAAUGUCAUCUUUGCAAGAUGACAGAGACCGCAUACUGAGAGACUACAAGCAACUUGAGGAACGUCAUCUUGUUAUAAUCUUGGAAAAAGACCAGCUCAUUCAAGAGGCUGCCACUGAAAACAAUAAGCUCAAGGAAGAAAUUAGGAGUUUUCAUAGCCAGAUGGAUGACCUCAACUCUGAGAAUGCCAAACUCAGUGCAGAGUUGGUGCGGUGUAGAGAAGACCUGAACCAAGUGAUUUCAAUAAAGGACUCCCAACAGAAACAACUUCUCAAAACACAGCUUCAGCGGAUCCAAACUCUGGAAAACGAGAAGGCGAUCAUGGAAGCACAGCUGAAAGAGUCCAAGCAUGCUCAAGAUGAUCUCAGGAAAUGCAUAGAAACCUUGAGAGAGGAUAAAGUCAGUAUGUCUCAAGAGAUGGAAACCCUUAUGUCCUCUCUGUCUCAGGUGCAGGGUGAGAUGACAGCCUUAUGUGAGGGGGGUCCUAUCUUGGAGUGUCAAGCACAACUAAAGGCCCGAGAGAAAGAGGCACAAGAACUGAGUCAUAAGCUUUCCCUCUCAGAGAAAAGGAUAACAGAACUUGAGGGGGAACUAGUAUGUGUUCAAAGGGAUGCAGCCAAGAAAGUGGGAGAGGCUGAAGACAGGCUUCGAAAGGAAUUGAAGCAUCUACAUCAUGAUGCAGGGAUAAUGAGGAAUGAAACAGAAACAGCGGAAGAGAGAGUAGCAGAGUUGGCACGGGACUUGAUGGAAAUGGAACAGAAAUUUCUUGCAGUCACAGAUGAAAACAAAGAUCUCAGAGCUCAAAUACAGUCUUUUGGGAAGUCCAUGAGCUCUCUCCAGGAUAGCCGGGACCAGGCCAAUGAAGAGCUUCAUGCUUUGAAGCAGAAAUACUCUGCAGACUUAGAGGGACAAAAGAGUCUGGUGCAGAAUCUUCAGAAACAGGUAGUUCAGCUACAAGAGGAGCAGUAUUCCACUGCCAGGGACCGAGAUACAGUGAGGUCUGAGCUGACAGAACUGCAGAAAGCCACUGAUGAAAGAGGUCUCUUGGCUGAGAUUGAGAAACUUAAUCAGAAGCUCAGAGCCAAAGAUGAUGAGCUUCUCCAUUUGUCUUCAGAACUGGAAAGCUCUUCCAACCAAGUCAAAUCUUUCUCCAAGGCUAUGGCAAGCCUACAGGAUGAGCGAGACCGUCUGCUGGAUGAACUGGGAAAAACACAGAAGAUUGAAGAAGUGAAACAAAAAGCAGAAGGGAGCACCUUCACCAGUCCUUCAGAAGUGCAGAGUCUUAAGAAAGCACUGUCCUCCUUGCAGAAUGACAGAGACAGAGUAGUAACAGAGCUGAAGAAUCUGCAGCAGCAAUACAUACUAGUUGGGGUAGAAUCAGCUGAAAAUUCUCGCUUAAAAGCACAACUGCAGGAAUAUCAGCAAGACAUAGAUAAACAGCACCGUCUCCAAGAACAGCUGAAGCAAGAAAAUAUUUUCUACCAGCAGGAGCUCCAGCAGCUUAGACAAGAGAAAUGCACCUGGGAAAAACAGAACAGCAGCACAAAGGAGCACUACCUGAUGGUCAUAGCAGAAAAAGACGAGCAACUGAGCUAUUUACAAAAGAUGACUGAAGAAAGGAGACUACCCCUGAGCAAGUCUCAGAUUGCAGAGGAGCAGUACCAAACGAAGAUGUCUUCAGAAGUUCUGAGAGGGGACUUUACAAGCGUAGAAACUGAGACAAAACAUCUCCAGGCUCAGCUAAGUGACAGCCUGAAAGAACUGCACCAAAAAGAGCUCAGGAUUCAGCAGUUAAACAGCAAGCUAUCUCAGGUCUUUGAGGAGAAAAAUGCCCUCGCCCUCCAACUGCGCGGUAGCAAUCGGAACAUCUGUGAAAACCAUCAACACUAUAGUGAGGUUCUGAACCGUUGCUUGGAGCUUGAGAGACAGCUCCAGGAGCUGCAGUCUGCAGACAAGGGCAUGGAGUUGUUUGCAACAGAUGCUGCUCCAGGAGCACCCCAGGAAAAGAAUGAGCCUCAGAGAGGCAGUUACACACCAGAACUUCAGGAGUUGCAGCUGAGGUUGUCUGAAACAGAACGUUUACAUAACAACACAAAGCAGGAUCUGAGGUAUUUAGAGGAGCAGCUGGAGGAAGAACGGGACCGUCGUCUUGCUGUAGAGGAAGCACUCUCUGAAGCACAGGAUCAGAUCAGGAGGUUGCAGUCAAGCGAGUGGACGUCUUCCUUAAGCGCUAGCAUUGAUAUGACUCCGGGUCAUGAGCAUUCCUUGCUGAUUGACUCCAUGGACAGUAAUUCCAGCAAAACUCGGAAUAUUGUUGGACUACGACGCCUGUUACGCUCUCUCUUCCAUUCCCGGACCCACUUGCCUCUGCUAGUGGCCAUGUAUCUGCUUGCUGUCCAUGUCCUGCUCUUCCUGUGCUUUACAGGCCACCUAUGA
Molecule: messenger RNA, 8216 nt
Organism: Apaloderma vittatum (bar-tailed trogon)
Lineage: Eukaryota; Metazoa; Chordata; Aves; Trogoniformes; Trogonidae
Product: golgin subfamily B member 1-like
Cellular component (GO): endoplasmic reticulum-Golgi intermediate compartment; Golgi apparatus; membrane
Source: RefSeq, a predicted model, not a curated record